Messenger RNA from Heteronotia binoei (common prickly gecko), 3187 nucleotides. It is a transcript of the gene CCHCR1, whose product is annotated as coiled-coil alpha-helical rod protein 1. Gene Ontology annotation, biological process: cell differentiation; protein export from nucleus. The coding region runs from base 536 to 3130 and encodes 864 amino acids. Gene Ontology annotation, molecular function: protein binding. The transcript has 18 exons. Gene Ontology annotation, cellular component: centriole. The record is from RefSeq and is a predicted model, not a curated record. Lineage: Eukaryota; Metazoa; Chordata; Lepidosauria; Squamata; Gekkonidae.
UGGGGGUGGGGGUGGUUUCCGCGCGCGGGCGCGCUGAAUGAAGCACCCGCAGAGAACUAAGCGGGGAGGAGGAGGGCAGUCAAUGAGAAGGGAAGGGAGGAAAAACUGGGGGUAGAAGCCAUGAGGGGACCCAGAAGCCCCAACUGAUGAAGUGAAAGUUGGAACCCGGAGAGCAGCCUAUAGGCGAGGAGGCAGACGUUGCUCUGGGGAGUUGGGCAGAGGAGUCGAGAUUGUCAACAAGAAUGUCGGGUCAUUGCCAGCAGGGUGAAAGGCAGAUGUUGGCCCAGGGAUACUUCUCCAUGGCCGCAGCAACAUCCUGAAAGCGAAUCAGAAGUUUCAUCUGCCAAGCAGCCCUUAAAAACAUUGAGGGGGUGGGGGGUGGGGGCUGUUUAUCAUGACUAGUGAUGAACUAGGGUCGCUGGUGAGUGGCAAACGAGAAAAAAGUUUUGAGUCCAGCACCUUUUUAAACCACCUUUAAGACCGACAAAAGAUUCUAAGGGAUACAGAUUCUGCUGUCGAAUCAGAACUUGGAAACAUGGACAAAAAAGAUUUGGACAGACAGCUGGACCCUCCUGCCCUCUUCAGAGCUCCAAGGCCGGAGGGUUCCAAAGGACUGAUCCCACCAUCACAUUUUGAGAGCCAGCCAGGUCCUCUGCUAACGGCUCCUGUUGCAGGGCCUUGGAGUGCUCCUGCUUUACCUAAUUGGGAAGUAGCUGAACUCAGAAGAGAAAAUCAGCGAUUAAAGGACGAACUUCGUAGAUGGGCCCCAAAAAGAGAUGUGGUCAGUGGGGGGAAAGUGCUAGACAAAACAGAAGAAGCUGGAGCCAGAACCAGGUCCCUGGACAGAGAAGCUGAGCCCUCAAACACAUGUCAUAUGUUGGCCAUAUCCCAACACGCUGAGAUCAUUUCUCACCAGCUCCAUGAGAUCCAGAGGCUGGAGGCUGAGCUUGCUUCCCUCCGAGUUGUGUCAGCCCAGCAUGAGGCAGCAACAGCAGCCAGUCGAGAAGAUACUCUGCACCUACAGGGGGAGAUGGCAGGUCUCAGAAGGCAAAGCCAGGUGGAGUCCGCUGCCUUGAAGGCAGAGCUGGAGGAAGUCAGAAGGAGCAGCAAACUGAAGCUUGAGGCCCUGAAGGAAGAACUAGAGCAACUGAGAAGCCAGGCUGGCUUGGAGGCAGAUGGCUUGAGAGAGGAACUCAAGUCGGUCAAGGAAAGAUACGUUAAUGAAAUUGAAUUGGCACAAGUAGAGCUGCAGAGGACACUUGAAGAGGCAGAAGCUGUGCGGAAAAGGCAGGAGGAGGGAGCCCAAGAGUACCUGCAGGCUGCUCUCAGGGAGCACCAGGCUGAGUUGCGUAGAGUCUCUGAAGCUCACCAAGUUGAAGUUUCUUCCUUGAAGCAUCAAGCACAAAUACUCCAGAAGGCUAUGGAAGCACAGCAGAAACAAGCUGCCCAGCUACAAGAGGAAAGACAGGUUGUUCAGAAUGAGCUCAGUGUGGCCAAGGCAGAGCUGUCUUCCCAGAAUGCUUUGCUGACACAGCUGAAGACAUACAUUGGGGAGCAGGAGUUGAGGAAACCCAAUCCAGAGAGGGAGCAGCUGAUCAGUAGAGUGCAGCACCUGGAAGAGGAAAAGGAGACCUUGAAAGCAACAGCUGAGCUCCUGCAGAUUCGUCUGGAUUCACUCAACAAUAUCCUGACUCUACAGGAGACAGAGCUUACUAGGAAGGUCAAGGAUCCUCUUCAGUCUGAUCCAUCUCAGAAACUUCAGUGCAUCCUAAGCCGGUGGCGGGAGAAAGUCUUUUCUCUCUUGGUGCAGCUGAAAUCUCAGGAAGUUUCCCAUGUGGAUGCCACUAGACUGCUACAGAGAAAGGUAAAAGUGCUUGAGGAAGAAAUAGACUCCAAAGACCAGAAGGUGGCGCAGUUGCUUUGCAGCCUUAAGGACAAGACCGCAGAAGCUGAUAUGGAAAGAGUGAGGAACAAGACUCUUAAUUCAGAAGUGUCACACUCUAAAGAACUGGCACAGAAACUCCAUCAAAGGGCAGAGGCUGGUGAAAAUGCCCUUCGGGGACUGGUGGAAUUGGUCAGCAGGCUACACCAACAAGUGAUGGACCAGGAAGAGUCCUGGAAGGCAGCCUUGUCGCACCUGCUGGGACUGGGAAACAGAAUCUCCUUUGCAGCCAAGAGAGUUGACACCAUCCAAGGACUGGUAUGCCAGAAAAUAGCACUGGCUAAGCUUCAGCAAGGGGAAAAAUCGGGCCCUUCUAGAUCAGACCAGGACAGGCUUCAUCCACCUUACGAAGACCUGCAAGCUGAGUUACAGAUGCUGCAUGAGGAACGGGACCGGCUCUCAAUGGAGCUCAAACGGGGAGCGCAGUUUAUAGAGAAGAAGGUGGCUGAAGUGCAAUACAAAGCAGAAUGUGAUCUCAAGGAAAUGAGAGCGAUGACACAGUGCCUACAAGGGGCUCUAGAGGCAAAGGUGGCAACAGAGCAGGCCUUGAGGCAGCAGUUGGAGGCCACAGAGAGGCAGCAGGAGGAAGCGCACCUGGACCAGCAGAAGGCCAAGGAGACCGCAGAGAGUUUGAGGCAGGAGCUGGGGCAGUUACGAGAGGAAUACGAGAGAGCCCUACAGGAGAAGGUGAGAGAAGUGGAAACGCAGCAGCACAAGGAUCUGUCAGAAAUGGAAAAAAAGCUCAAUGAAGCACGGCGGGAGCAUACAAAGGCAGUGGUUUCCCUACGUCAGGCUGAGCGACAGGCAGCAAGGGACAAAGCACAUAGCGAAGAGCUGGCCAAGCUGCAGGAAGCCACCACACAACAGAAAAUAGCAUGCCUUGAAGCACGUCUGCAGGAGUACGAGAGGGACAAGAACCUGCUGAUGGCAACUUUACGCCAGGAAGGGAUGUUGGCGCAAUAUCGGCUGAGGGCAGUUCAAGCUUCAGCAGAAUUGACUGAACAGGGAGCAGAUCAAACACCAUCUAAAGAGUCCGUCGUUGCUAUGCUGAGUGACCUGCAGGCCCUCGGUGCUGCCAUCUUGGAUGAAGAGAAGGCUGCAGAAAAGCUCAAUGACAAUGGAGGCACCAGUGCAGACACCUCAGAGCUGCUCUCUGAAGGAGAAUUUUCUGGGAGGAGAGGGAGAUGAGAGUAGAGUAAAGUAAAUGGGUGUGAAUAAAAUACUGGUAUUUUGAAUUUUUAAAAA